Molecule: messenger RNA, 811 nt
Organism: Schistosoma mattheei
Lineage: Eukaryota; Metazoa; Platyhelminthes; Trematoda; Strigeidida; Schistosomatidae
Source: the annotation of a GenBank genome assembly
AUGAGUCCAUUGUCUCCACCAUGUUCUUAUAUUCCAAAAGAAAAAUCUCCACAUUCAAUAUCUAGUCUUGAUGAAAAUGAAAUAGAUGAAGUUCGAAAGAAGUUAGAUCAUCUUCAAUCAUUACUAAUACAAGUUAAAAAUCAACUCAAUUCUUCACCCAAUGAUGAAGAUGAUGAUGAUAAUAUGAUUGAUGAAAGAAUCUUUCCAAAUACUUCAACUGAAUUGAGUCUUUUACAGACUACUGAAAGAAUACCGAAGAAAAUGGAGAAAAGAUUGAUGAUUCAUGUCAAAAUCUGCCUAAUUAUGCUACAUUUUCAGUGAAACAAUCACAUGAAUAUGCUGUGAGAAAUUGGUUACUAUCAAAUUUCAAUCAUAUUUAACUACUUAUAUCGAUAAAAGUAGUUAGAAACAAUUGUGUGAAUUAAUUUCUAUGACAUGAAGAUCAAGUUUGUCUUUAUUUCUUUUUAAAUAAGUGUUUUCUUAAAAUAUCAUUCAUCUCAUUAUAAUUAGCAUUGGUAUGUAUGACGUCCAUCGUAUCAGUGUUCAUCUUAACUUUGCUCUUUAAUGUUAAUUGUAGAAUGUUUCUGGAAAGAUUUAUUGAUUUAUUUAGAUAUUUAUGAGUGUAGACUAAAUCGAUAUUAUUGGAUAAUGUGGUAGAUUCUACGUGAACCAAGAGCUUCUUAACCCAAACGAAUAAACUCGGAAUGUAAUUAGACAAACUUUAUCAUAGUUACUGUUCAGUCCGUCAGACAGUCAGUCAGUAACAAGGUAGAAUUUCGCACGUACAUUAGUUGACAUACCACAUCAGCAC